This is a messenger RNA of Penicillium argentinense, 366 nucleotides long. RefSeq lists its product as uncharacterized. The transcript has 3 exons. The coding region runs from base 1 to 366 and encodes 121 amino acids. Lineage: Eukaryota; Fungi; Ascomycota; Eurotiomycetes; Eurotiales; Aspergillaceae. The record is from RefSeq and is a predicted model, not a curated record.
AUGCCAAACACCACUCUUCUUACUGCCACAGGCUAUGGCUCUUUCUUGCUCGCCGUUGGACACGCACUUUCGGGCCAGGACUUCCUGAAGCUUGCACAAUUCAAAGCGCUCCCGGGCAUUGCUUUCACCUGUAGCACCGUUGGAUGGUACCAGGGAAGUGCCUACUUGGUUCUGACGGGCUUGCUCAACCUCCACUGGGCGUCCAAGCCAGGAGAUCUAGAUGAGUCCCUGAAUCGUGCAAUGGCUGCUGUGAUUGUUGCCAUCGCGUGGGGUAGCUCAGCGUGGUACUUCCGAGGAGGAAUGAAGGAGAAUGGAUUUAUCACUGCUGCUGCUGGCAUCAUUCAAGGCUUGGCGGCCCUUCACUAG